AUGGGGGAUCCAGGCGAGCCGUUUUCGCUCGACUUGCACGGGCCGGGCGCGUCCGCGCUGCGCGCCGUCGUGCGCGACAAGCUCGCUGAUUUCUCCGAGAGCUUCACCGACGACGUCCUCGCGGAGUACGUGGUGGUGCUGGUGGCGCACGGCAAGCCCAAGAGCCACGCAGCCGAGGAUCUCGAGGCGUUUCUGGGCGACCAAACCGCCGCCUUUGUCGACUGGUGGCCAAACCCCCCCUUCCUCCCUCCUCCCCUCAUUAACAGGCUGUGGCUUCACCUGUCUGCCAACAUUGGGAAAUACAACGCGCCCGCUGCCCCAGAUACCGCAGGUGCAGGGAAGGAUGGGAGAGAAGCGUUGGCAAAGGAGGAGGAGAAGCGGGCCGAGGGGACGCGAGACGAGGGACGAAGGAGGGAGGUUGUUGAAGUGAGGGAGGAUGGCGGCAGGGUGUGGGAGGAGAAGGGGAGGGAGGAGAGGGGACGAGAUGGGAGGGCGAGAGAAGAGAGGGGGAGAGAGGAGAGAGGGAGGGAAGAGAGGGGGAGAGAAGUGAGAGGGCGGAGCAGGGAGAGGAGUGGUGAGCGAGGCAGGGAGAGAGGGGGAGAGAGAGGAGUGAGUGGAGAGAGGGAGGGAGGCUGGAGCAAGGAGCGGGAGAAGGAAAGGGACGGAGACAGGAGGAGCCUGGAUGGAAGGACAGACUCGUGGAAGGGCAAGAGAGGAAGGGAUGGGGUUGUUACGGGGCGUGAGGAAGAAAGGGGGAGGGGGUAUGAGGAGAGAGGGAGAGGGUAUGACGAAAGAGGGAGAGGGUAUGAGGAAAGAGGGAGAGGGUAUGAGGAGAGAGGUAGAGGGUAUGAGGAGAAGGGGAGGGGAAUUGAGAAGAAAGGACGGCUUUAUAUGGACGAGGUACGAGGGGCGGAGGGCGAGGAGGAAGGGGGAGUUGAGAGGAGAACGGCGAGGGGGGCGGAGAGGGACGUGAGGGCGCGUCGGGGUGGGUCUAGAUCAUGGUCUCCCCCAGGAAAGCGGGAAGAGAGGGAGCAGCGGAGGGAGGAGAGGGGAGAGGAGGGCGCUAGGCGGAUGGAGGAAAUGAGGGGUGGGGGAUUGGAUAGGGAGGAGGCAAGGGGUGGAGAACUGGGAAGGGCGGUUAAGAGGCGGGUGUCAGGGGAAGGGGGCGGUGAGGAGUGGCGGGGGAGGCAUGAGGGGGAGAAGCAGGGGGGGGAGGGGGGGCGGGAGAGGGUGCGCGCUGAGAGGCAUGGGGAGGAGGAGCGGGCGCGGAUGAGGCGGCUGUUUGGCAGCAGCCUGGGCGAGGGGGCGCGGAGGCGGGCGACUGUGGACGGGGGGAGGGCGGAUGGGGGGAGGGCGGAUGGGGGAGAGAGAGCGGUGGCGCGGAGACGGACAGAGGGAGAAGUGGGGGCGGAGGGGGCGGAGGGAGCGGCGGGAGCAGGACUGGAGGGUAGCGAGGAGGCUGUGAGGAGGAAAGGGCGUGGGGCGUUUGCACUGGUGGCCGCGAGUGAGAGGCGGCUGGAGGGCGAGGAGGGGAGGUGGCAGGGCGAGGAGGGGGUGGAAGUAGGGGGGGAGGAGCAAGAGGGAGGGGACGGUGUGGAGAGAAGGGAUGGGAGGGGCUUGGAUGGGACACAGGAACGGAUGGCAGGAGGGCAGGUUGUGGGGAAAAGAGGGCGGCAAGUGGGCGGGGGAGCAAGGGGAAUGGGCGGCAGGCUGUGGCAGUUUGCGGUGAGAGACGCUGUGAAGCCUGCGAGGGAGGUGCGUGCUGCUGCUCACCCCCAUGCUGCCACUGCGGCUGCACCUCUUGCUGCUGCUGCCGCUGCAAGAAGUAAUGGUGAGCAACAGGAGGAGGCAGGAAGGGCAGUGGAAGUGAGGGCGACGAGGGAAGUAAGGCGAAUUGUCGUGUCUGCCCCCAGCCGCUCUGCCAUUCAAAGGUCUCCUGACCUCGUUGCUCCCCCUGCUGCCUCCGAUGGUGCCUCCCCUUGUGCUGUGAAGGGUGCUGCUAGAGCAGCUAGUGAGGAGGAGCGAGUGGCAAGGGCAGAGGAGAGAAGGGAUUGGGGGAGAGGAGAGGAGAGAGGAGUGGAGAGAGGGGAGAAGCAGGAAAAGGAUAGAGGAGAGGAGAGAGAAGAGGAGGGGGGAGAAGAGGAGGGACUGGAGGAGGAGGAGGGGCGUGGGGCACGGAAACGGUUGCGAUCAGUGGUGGUGUCUCUUCCUGCUGACGCCCCUCGCCGGAUCAAGGCAGUGCGGAGGCAGGGGAGGGAGGGGCGGGAGGGGAGUGGGGGCGAGGAGGUAGAGGAAAGAGCAAGAGUAGAUUCAAGAGGUAGGGGAGGGAAGGAAGGCGCAGAGGCAGGUAGAAUGGGAGGGAGCAUAGAGGAAGAUACGGAGGGCAGGGAGGGGGCGGAGAAGGAGGGUGGUAAAGGGAGUGUGUGGGCGAGGCUGGGCAAACGAUGUGUGCAGAGGGGUGGAGAUGGGCGGAUAGUGGUGCAGAGGCAAGCAGAGCUUGGGGAAGAGUAUGGGGAAGGGUUUGGGGGAGGGUAUGAGGAAGGGUAUAUGGGUGGGUAUGCGGGAGGGUAUGGGGGAGAGUAUGGGGAAGAAUACGCAGGAGAGUAUACGGAGGGGUUGAGAGGAGUUGAGCAGGGUAUGUGGAGUGAGGGAGUAGAGGGGUGGGGCGAUGGGAGAGGAGGAGAGGGAGGGGGGAUGCGAGAGAGUGUGGAGGCAAUGAGGCAGCGGCUGCAGCAGAUGCAGGAGGAGAUGCGGCGGAUGAAGGCACUGCAGGAGAAGGCUGCUGCUGCUGCUGCUCCUGGUGGCGAUAAGGCUGCUGCUAAAGCUACAGCUGCUCACCCCAACGGCACGUUGUCAACCUCACCGCACUCCACCGCACUGCACGCCCAUGCACCCACGCCCUUCUCCCUCGUGCGCAAGUCUCCCUCCACAGGGGACGCUGACGAUCGCUCCGUGCUCGUUUCGAAUGUGCAUUUUGCAGCAACGGUGGCAGCGCUCACGCUCCACUUCGCAGCAUGUGGGGAGAUUCGCAGAGUCACCAUCCUCACUCAUCCCCUCACUGGCCGCCCCAAAGGAUGUGCUCAUAUCGAGUUCGCCACUAAGGAAGCGGUCGACAAGGCCCUAGCUCUCAACGACGCUUCGUUAAUGUCACGCCCCGCUCAAGGUACUUCCAUUCCACCUCUUCGCCUCUCUAUUCCGCCAUCUCCUCUGGGUUCCAUUCUUUCCUCGCUAUGCCGCCUCCUCGCCCAGUCCCCUCCUGCCAGCACAGCUAUAAUCCACAAGUCCCAUGCGGCAGUGGAGGCACUCCCUCUGCAGCAGCGCCCACACCAGCCAUCACUAGUCCCACUCUCUACGCCUAUCGUCCACAAGCCCCAUGCAGCAGUGGAGGCACUCCCCUCUGCUACCCCACCACCCAUCACGCCCACCCGCCCCACUCGCCCACUCCUCACGCCCACCAAGCUCCCCUCCCCUGCUCCGGGCACCAGUCCCACAGCCCUCGCGUCCCCCUCUGCCCGGGUUGUGCCUGGAAAGGCCCUGGCUGUGGGUGUGAAAGCGCAAGCUGUUCGCCGGCCCUCUGCCAGAGGCAGCUUGCAGUGGCGGAGACAACCUGAGGAGUCUGCUCCUGCUGCUGCUGCUGCUGCUCCUGCUGCUGCUGCUGCUGCUGCUGCUGCUGCUGCUGCUGCUGCUGUUGCUCCUGCUGCUGCUGCUGCUGCUGCUGCUGCUGCUGCUGCUGCUGCUGCUGCUGCUGCUGCUGCUGCUGCUGUCGCUCCUGCUGCUGCUGCUGCUGCUGCUCCUCCUGCUGCUGAGACUAAGGUCGAGGGCAAGGGUGGUGUGAUAGGCAAUUCAAAGGAAGCUGUGCAGAAAGCAACAGCAAAUUCUGCACCUGUGGCAGCAGCUGCUGCUGCUAAAGGAGGCGAGAUCGAGGGGUGA
This is a messenger RNA of Closterium sp. NIES-65, 3930 nucleotides long. NCBI's taxonomy places the organism in Eukaryota, Viridiplantae, Streptophyta, Zygnematophyceae, Desmidiales, Closteriaceae. The record is from the annotation of a GenBank genome assembly.